Molecule: messenger RNA, 2724 nt
Organism: Dendronephthya gigantea
Lineage: Eukaryota; Metazoa; Cnidaria; Anthozoa; Malacalcyonacea; Nephtheidae
Exons: 2
Coding region: 1-2724 (907 amino acids)
Biological process (GO): DNA replication
Molecular function (GO): DNA-directed DNA polymerase activity; nucleotide binding; DNA binding
Source: RefSeq, a predicted model, not a curated record
AUGGAGAAUGAACGAUAUGGUAUUGCUGCGAACCUGACAGAUUCUUGGACCCCUGAACAACGCCAAAGUUUCAUGAACGACUGGCGAAAUGAUGAGUUAUUCAACGAUAAAGGGGGGCUUGCUUCGGGGCUUGCUGAUACUUGGACGCCAGAGCAACGAAGACAUUUUUUAACCGAUUGGCAAAAUGAUGGAUUUAUGUCACAGCUUGGUCAUGGACAGAAAAGACCUGUCGACGAAGUGAACGAGGGUGCAAGCACAUCUAACGAGGUUAGCGAUAGUAAUUAUUUUACCAUGAGAGAUGUAAAGCAAGUUAAAGUUAAAAAGUUUAAAACUACCGGAGUGGAUUACACCGUUCAAUUUAUGGACACAUUAGCUAAUUUGGAACUUAACCAAUUUCACAAUCAACUGCACAAGAUAUUUGGGAGUUUGCUAAGGACAAUUACCUGUGAUAUCCCAGAGCACGAUCAGGUCCGUUUUGUGUUGCAAUCGCCUCAACUCGAGACUCCUAUCUCUCUUCCAUUCAUGCCUCUUUCUCGUCUUACGACCGAACGUGUUUUAGCCGAAUUUGAACGGGUCGUUCAAUCUAAUCGUGAUUUUCGUUUGAAUGAUAGUGUUAAUGUAAAUUUAGUUCAUGUUGAAAUGCCAAACAGAGGUACUGGGACAAAAAGAAGCGAAAUCAAUUUAGAAAAGCAUUUAACAAUGAAGAGGGCAAUUGUACAUAUUCAAAACGCCGACGAAAUUUGUUUAGCAAGAGCACUAGUUGUUUCUAUCGCGAAAAUCGAGAAUAACGAUUGCUAUAAAUACAUAAUCAUUCAUCGAAAGCCACUUCAAACACAAUUGGCAUACGAGUUACAUGAAAAAGCUAGGGUUCCAAUCGGUUCUUGUGGAUUAGAUGAGGUUAAGCAAUUUCAAACCCAUUUGUCGGAUUAUCAGAUCAACAUCGUUUUGAAAGAACAUCAAAACACCAUAAUUUAUUCCGGUCCCAAGAAAGACAAACGGAUAUAUUUGUUUUUGCAUGAUAACCAUUACGACGUUAUCACAAGCAUGCCGGCCUUUUUUGCUCGUAAAAAGUAUUGUCACACCUGUAAAAAAGGAUAUGAUAAAAUGACUGAUCAUUUGUGCGCUGAUUUAUGUAAAUUGUGUCAUUCGCAAAACUGUCCAUUUGUUUCAUGGAUUCCAUGUGCUGGUUGUAUGCAUAUUUUUAAGAGUCAAAAGUGUUUUGAUCAACAUAAACAAUCUGUAGGCAAUGCAAAAUCCAUCUGUGAUUCUUUGGUCAAAUGUCUUCAUUGUGAUCUUGUUGUAAAACGGAGUAGACUGAGGCGUGAUUUGCAUCACUGCGGUGAAACUCGUUGCUCUACGUGCGAUACCUAUGUGCAAACUGAGAAUCAUCAAUGCUAUAUGCAACCCGUAAGAGCGAGAAACACCAGAGACAUAAACGAGGCAGCGAGCCUUCUCGAUACAGAGGCAAGCGAUGAAGACAACUCGCCUCAAAGCGGGUACAAUGAACUUUUAUUCUUUGACUUUGAGUGUCGACAAGAAAAUGGAAACCACGAACCCAACUUAUGCGUAGUACAAAACGAGGCGGGUGACGAAUGCAUAGUUAAAGGGGAUGAUACAAGAAAUGAGUUUUGCGAAUGGUUAUUUACCAAGGAACAUGCAAACUGUAUUGUGAUGGCCCAUAAUUUUCAAGGUUACUACGAUGGUUAUUUCAUUCAACAAUUUCUACACAAGAGCGGUGUUAUUUUUGAUAUCAUCAUGCGUGGUGCCAAAAUUCUUACAUUAAGUGUCCCAAUGUUCAAGAUUAAAUUUAUCGACUCUUUGAGUUUCACACCCAUGAGACUUGCUGAUUUUCCGAAAACAUUUGGUAUCAAUGAGCUUGCAAAAGGUUAUUUUCCACAUCUUUUCAACAAAAAGGAGAGUGAGAAUUACGUUGGACCUAUUCCACCAAGUCCAUUUUACCAUCCUGAUGGAAUGAAUCCUGAUGAAAAAGAAAAGUUUCUGGAAUGGCACAGCAAUUUGAAAGAAAGCGAUUACGUGUUCAAUUUCCAACAAGAGAUUCUAACGUACUAUCGUUUGGAUGUUGAUAUUCUACGUCGUUGUUGCCUUGAAUUUCGCGAUCUGUUUCAUGAUGUCACAGAUAUCGACCCGUUUGAGAAAUGUCUUACCAUUGCAUCAGCCUGCAAUUUGGUGUUUCGAAAGAAUUUUUUGAGAGAGAACACCAUUGCAAUCAUCCCUCCUCACGGUUAUCGCCCGAAAGACAAGCAGUCAAUUCUAGCUCUAAAAUGGCUGACCUUUACUGCUGAAAAGAACGACAUUUACAUUCAACAUGCCCGCAACACGGGUGAGAGACGUGUUGGCAAUUAUUUGUUGGACGGUUAUCACGAAGAGACGAACACAGCUUACAAAAUCAAUGCUUGCUUUUGGCAUGGGUGCUUGAAAUGCUAUGCCAGAGAUACGGUGAACAGUGUUAGUGGUAAAACUAUGCAUGACCUGCUUCAAGCUACAAUGGAGAAGACGUGUCACCUCAGAGAUCAGGGCUUCAAAGUUGUCGAAGUGUGGGAGUGUGACAUCAAGCGAGAAUUAGAAUGCGACGAAAAUAUGAGGAAUUACUUUGACAGUUACGACCUAGUUGAUCCUUUGGAACCUCGCGAUGCCUUCUUUGGUGGUCGAACCAAUGCUGCAAAAUUAUUUCACAAAUGCAAAGAUGGUGAAAAGAUAAGGUAA